Messenger RNA from Vicugna pacos (alpaca), 4310 nucleotides. RefSeq names its product splicing factor 3b subunit 3 (gene SF3B3). Lineage: Eukaryota; Metazoa; Chordata; Mammalia; Artiodactyla; Camelidae. The record is from RefSeq and is a predicted model, not a curated record. Gene Ontology annotation, cellular component: nucleus. Gene Ontology annotation, molecular function: protein binding; nucleic acid binding.
ACUUAAUGGCGGACGCCGGCAGAGUGGCACUGGCGGUUGCCUAGGUCUUAAAGGAACUCAGAAUCUGUAGGAUAUCUACUCCAUCCUCCCGGCUGCAGGCUUGCUUUGACUUGAUAGAACUAAGACCCGGGUUGUGGAGUUGUGGGUGGCUCAGUGUUAAUGCGACCAUGUUCCUGUACAAUUUGACCUUGCAGCGAGCCACUGGCAUCAGCUUUGCCAUUCAUGGCAACUUCUCUGGAACCAAACAACAAGAAAUUGUUGUUUCCCGGGGAAAGAUCUUGGAGUUGCUUCGCCCUGACCCCAACACUGGCAAAGUACACACUCUACUAACUGUGGAAGUAUUUGGUGUUAUUCGUUCACUCAUGGCUUUUAGGCUGACGGGUGGCACGAAAGACUACAUUGUGGUUGGCAGUGACUCAGGUCGGAUUGUUAUCCUAGAAUACCAGCCAUCUAAGAACAUGUUUGAAAAAAUUCACCAAGAAACCUUUGGCAAGAGUGGAUGCCGUCGCAUUGUUCCUGGCCAGUUCUUAGCUGUGGAUCCCAAAGGGCGAGCAGUUAUGAUUAGUGCUAUUGAGAAACAGAAGUUGGUGUAUAUCUUGAACAGAGAUGCUGCAGCCCGGCUUACCAUUUCUUCUCCCCUGGAGGCUCACAAAGCAAACACUUUAGUGUAUCAUGUUGUUGGAGUAGAUGUGGGAUUCGAAAAUCCAAUGUUUGCUUGUCUGGAAAUGGAUUAUGAGGAAGCAGACAAUGAUCCAACUGGGGAAGCAGCAGCUAAUACCCAGCAGACACUUACUUUCUAUGAGUUAGACCUUGGUUUAAAUCACGUGGUCCGAAAAUACAGUGAACCUUUAGAAGAACAUGGCAACUUCCUUAUUACAGUUCCCGGAGGGUCAGAUGGUCCAAGUGGUGUGCUGAUCUGCUCUGAAAACUAUAUCACCUACAAGAACUUUGGUGACCAACCAGAUAUCCGCUGUCCAAUUCCCAGGAGACGGAAUGACCUGGAUGACCCUGAAAGAGGAAUGAUUUUUGUCUGCUCUGCCACCCAUAAGACCAAAUCGAUGUUCUUCUUUUUGGCCCAAACAGAGCAGGGAGAUAUCUUUAAGAUUACUUUGGAGACAGAUGAAGAUAUGGUUACUGAGAUCCGGCUCAAGUAUUUUGAUACUGUGCCUGUUGCUGCUGCCAUGUGUGUGCUUAAAACAGGCUUCCUUUUUGUAGCAUCAGAAUUUGGAAAUCAUUACUUAUAUCAAAUUGCACAUCUUGGAGAUGAUGAUGAAGAACCUGAGUUUUCAUCUGCCAUGCCUCUGGAAGAAGGAGACACAUUCUUCUUUCAGCCAAGACCACUCAAAAACCUUGUGCUGGUUGAUGAGUUGGACAGCCUCUCUCCCAUUUUGUUUUGCCAGAUAGCUGAUCUGGCCAAUGAAGACACUCCACAGCUGUAUGUGGCCUGUGGUAGGGGACCCCGGUCAUCUCUGAGAGUCUUAAGGCAUGGACUUGAGGUAUCAGAAAUGGCUGUCUCAGAGCUACCUGGUAACCCCAAUGCUGUCUGGACAGUGCGUCGGCACAUUGAAGGUGGCUGUGAAGGUGCUGAUCACCACAGAUGAGUUUGAUGCCUACAUUAUUGUGUCUUUCGUGAAUGCCACACUGGUGUUGUCCAUCGGAGAGACUGUGGAGGAAGUGACUGACUCUGGGUUUCUGGGCACUACCCCAACCUUAUCCUGCUCCUUGUUAGGAGAUGAUGCCUUGGUGCAGGUGUAUCCUGAUGGCAUUCGGCACAUACGAGCAGACAAGAGAGUCAAUGAGUGGAAGACUCCUGGAAAGAAAACAAUUGUGAAAUGUGCAGUGAACCAGCGACAAGUGGUGAUCGCCCUAACAGGAGGAGAGCUGGUCUAUUUUGAGAUGGAUCCCUCAGGACAGCUGAACGAGUACACAGAGCGGAAGGAAAUGUCAGCAGAUGUGGUGUGCAUGAGUCUGGCCAACGUGCCCCCUGGAGAGCAGCGGUCUCGUUUCCUGGCUGUGGGGCUGGUGGACAACACUGUCAGAAUCAUCUCCCUGGAUCCCUCGGACUGUUUGCAACCUCUAAGCAUGCAGGCUCUUCCAGCCCAGCCUGAGUCCUUGUGUAUUGUGGAAAUGGGUGGGACUGAGAAGCAGGAUGAACUGGGUGAGAGGGGCUCUAUUGGCUUCUUAUACCUGAAUAUUGGGCUACAGAAUGGUGUGCUGCUGAGAACUGUCCUGGACCCUGUCACUGGGGAUCUAUCUGACACCCGUACUAGGUAUCUGGGAUCUCGUCCUGUGAAACUCUUUCGUGUCCGGAUGCAAGGCCAGGAGGCCGUGUUGGCCAUGUCAAGCCGCUCGUGGUUGAGCUAUUCUUACCAAUCUCGUUUCCAUCUCACCCCCCUGUCUUAUGAGACCCUGGAAUUUGCAUCUGGCUUCGCCUCUGAACAGUGCCCUGAGGGCAUUGUGGCCAUCUCCACCAAUACCCUGAGGAUUUUGGCGUUGGAGAAGCUCGGUGCUGUCUUCAAUCAAGUAGCCUUUCCACUGCAGUACACACCCAGGAAAUUUGUCAUACACCCUGAAAGUAACAACCUUAUCAUCAUUGAGACUGACCACAAUGCCUACACUGAGGCCACAAAAGCGCAGAGGAAGCAGCAGAUGGCAGAGGAAAUGGUGGAAGCAGCAGGGGAGGAUGAACGGGAGUUAGCUGCAGAGAUGGCAGCAGCAUUCCUCAAUGAAAACCUCCCUGAGUCCAUUUUUGGAGCUCCUAAGGCUGGCAAUGGGCAGUGGGCCUCUGUGAUCCGAGUGAUGAAUCCUAUUCAGGGGAACACACUGGACCUUGUCCAGCUGGAACAGAAUGAAGCUGCUUUUAGUGUGGCUGUGUGCAGAUUCUCCAACACUGGUGAUGAUUGGUAUGUGCUGGUGGGUGUGGCCAAAGACCUGAUACUGAACCCCCGAUCUGUAGCAGGAGGCUUUGUCUAUACCUACAAGCUUGUGAACAAUGGGGAAAAACUGGAGUUUUUGCAUAAGACUCCAGUGGAAGAGGUCCCUGCUGCCAUUGCCCCAUUCCAGGGGAGGGUGUUGAUUGGUGUGGGGAAGCUUCUGAGAGUCUAUGACCUGGGAAAGAAGAAGUUACUCCGAAAGUGUGAGAACAAGCAUAUCGCCAAUUACAUCUCUGGGAUUCAGACUAUUGGACAUAGGGUAAUUGUAUCUGACGUCCAAGAAAGUUUCAUCUGGGUUCGCUACAAGCGUAACGAAAACCAGCUCAUCAUCUUUGCUGAUGACACCUACCCUCGAUGGGUCACAACAGCUAGCCUCCUCGACUAUGAUACUGUGGCUGGAGCAGACAAGUUUGGCAACAUUUGUGUGGUGAGGCUCCCACCUAAUACCAAUGACGAAGUGGAUGAGGAUCCCACCGGAAACAAAGCCCUGUGGGACCGGGGCUUGCUCAAUGGGGCCUCUCAGAAGGCAGAAGUGAUCAUGAACUAUCAUGUGGGCGAGACAGUACUUUCAUUACAGAAGACCACGCUGAUCCCUGGAGGCUCAGAAUCACUUGUCUACACCACCUUGUCAGGAGGAAUUGGCAUCCUUGUCCCAUUCACAUCUCAUGAGGACCAUGACUUCUUCCAGCAUGUGGAAAUGCACCUACGAUCUGAACAUCCCCCUCUCUGUGGACGAGACCACCUCAGUUUUCGUUCCUAUUACUUCCCUGUUAAGAAUGUGAUUGAUGGAGACCUGUGUGAGCAGUUCAACUCCAUGGAGCCCAACAAACAAAAGAAUGUCUCUGAAGAACUGGACCGAACCCCACCUGAGGUGUCCAAGAAGCUUGAGGACAUCCGGACUCGCUAUGCCUUUUGAGCUCUUCCUUCCUUUUCCCAUGGGGCUUGUCAGAGACUGUAUUAUUUUCCUCACCACAUGGCUCUGAAUCCAUAUGGCAGAAGAAGGAUGGCUGGAUAAUUAAGAUUUUGUAAUAUUAAAGCUAAUAGCUCUUCCCCUGGAGUGACUGGUUUCCCCUAAUUGGCACUAAGAUUUGCCAUACUUUUUCUGGCCUAGUACAUAAUACAUUGCCCCGAGGAUCCAGUGUGGAAUACAGUGCCUCUUUUCCCAGAUCUUUCUUGCAUUGGUAUUUCUGGCUAUGUUGUCUACUUUUGUACACACCCUUAAUUUUUAACUGGUUUACCUGUAAAUAUCGUUUUGUAUGAUGUUACCUUUGAGGGAGGGAGGGAAGCAAAGGUAGGGACCAGGUUGGAUAUAGUAUAAUUCUGGAGUUCUGCCACUCUGGAACCUAACCAGAAAUACAAACUUAGUUUUUAAGGUGA